AUGAAGGAAGUUCAAUUAUAUUUAACGAAAAUUAUUUCAAAUUAUAUAGAUGGAGUUUAUGAAUACAAUGAUGGUUCCAUGUAUGCAGAUUUGAAACUAACUAUGAAUACUAUCAAAACAAAACUGUCCUCUUCAACCCUGACUUCUACCACUUUAAUUAAAGCAGCACAAAUGAUGCAAUUAAUGCUGGGACUGGAAGAUGUGAGUGAAAAACAAAAUUCAAUUAUUGAGGAAACAUCUGGUUCAAAACAUCCCAAGCCAAACGAGAAUUCUUCGCCUUAUGCUGUUUUCUGCAGAGAAAUUGAUUUUCGAAGGGAAGAAAUGAAAUUAACCUAUGCAAAUAACGCACCAGCACGAAAUGUAGCAGAGGCACGAUGUGAAAAAUUAGAUGAAUUUUAUUCUUCGAAAUUUGAAUUAGGAAAAGGAAUGUUGAGUGGAGAUAUUUUUGUGACAAGGGCAGAAUCAGUGAUGGCAACUGUUGGAGGGAUUACUGGCAAAAUGAAAUUCACGAGAAUUGCCGAUUCCAAAAACGCCAAUAGCUAUUGUAUUGACAUUAAGAAAAACACAGUACUAGUGACGUCUCCAAAAAGUCUUAACAGUUACAAGAUUAGCACAAAUUCUCAAUUGGAACCAUCAUAUGCUAAAGAGUUUACCAUCAAUGCAUCUAAUGAUAACAUAUCAUUUGGUGCUGUUGCAACUCUGGAUGGUUUAGUUGCUGUUGCUGACACCUCACAAAAUGUGGUCUAUUGUUAUAGCCCAUACACCAAAAAACCUUCACACGGUUUCAAGCUUCCUGUUUAUGAAAACAACAGAAGCAUUUACAUGAUGAAAUUUCAUCCAAUGACGCGAACAUUAUUUACUGCAUCAUCCAAUGUAAUAUUUUCAGUGUUCAUGGAAAAUAGAUUCUAUGAUGUGCCAUUUGUAGGUUUUGGAAGUACAGUGACAGACUUUUGCUUUGAUCCAACUUCGGCAUCAGUAUUACUAGCAAGCAGUGCCGACCACAAUGUGUAUUUAUUUGACUACCGACAACAAGUUUCGCCCAUUUUAAAAUUUCAGGGUCAUGCAGAUCGAGUGGAAGCAUGUGAAUUUUCUCUCGUGGGAGGUAUACCAUUUGUGUGGAGUGCAGGAAAUGACGAGUCAAUACGUUGCUGGGAUUUACGAAUGCAAGCACCACUGUAUGAGCUGUCCACAGGGAAUGGUCGACCUCUAUCCAUUCAAUGGCAUGACUCGUCCUCUACAUUGCUUUGUAAUGUUGCCUUUGAUCAUUGCAAUAGUGAAGAAUGGCCAGAGACUGCCAUGCACAACCGAAAACACUUUUCAAAGAAGUUUAGCAUUACAUCAUCAGCUAUUAUACGGUAUCAAUUUAAGGAUUCUAUACCUUUCAAUUGCAGUAGCGUUCAUUCGUCAGGAAGAUCUCCACAGCUUGGCGGCUCUUCAUCCGUCGCUUCAAGCAACCAUUCCACACAAACUUCCUCUAAGAAGAGCUCUCAAAAAUCAAAGAAAAGAAAAUAA
Molecule: messenger RNA, 1512 nt
Organism: Naegleria lovaniensis
Lineage: Eukaryota; Heterolobosea; Eutetramitea; Acrasida; Naegleriidae
Exons: 1
Coding region: 1-1512 (503 amino acids)
Molecular function (GO): protein binding
Source: RefSeq, a predicted model, not a curated record